Messenger RNA from Pundamilia nyererei, 1389 nucleotides. Its product is annotated as 5-hydroxytryptamine receptor 3C-like. The annotation marks the transcript as partial. The transcript has 11 exons. Gene Ontology annotation, cellular component: membrane. The record is from RefSeq and is a predicted model, not a curated record. NCBI's taxonomy places the organism in Eukaryota, Metazoa, Chordata, Actinopteri, Cichliformes, Cichlidae. Gene Ontology annotation, biological process: monoatomic ion transmembrane transport. Gene Ontology annotation, molecular function: transmembrane signaling receptor activity; extracellular ligand-gated monoatomic ion channel activity.
AUGGAUGAAGAGCAAAACCUGAGUGUAAAUUGUGGAGACAAAUGGUGCAAAGCCAACUUCUGUGUUAGAGGAAUAAAAUCCAGUGACUGUGCAUCUGUUUGUGAUGAAAGUGCUGAUGAAACACAAUCUGUGACUGAAAAGAGGAGCAGCGACAAGCUGACAGAGGUGUCCCUUGGUCUUGAACAAGUCUCAGAUGAACUGAGAGAGAUUGGGAAAACAAUAAGUCUGCUCAGCAGUAACAAGAAGGAAGAGAAGUUCGGAUACUGGGCCAGAAUGGCGAUUGUACGCCGCCUGAACCUGCGCAAAGACAGUCUUAAGUACACUAUGAGCCGGCCCAUUAUAAACAACAGCCAUCAUACAGAUGUGUUGCUUGAAAUGAAACUCUAUGCCAUCCUGGACAUGGAAUGGACAAAUGAGUACAUUAAGUGGGACCCAAAUCAAUUCUGUGGAAUUAAGGAUAUGACAAUUCCUACUGCAUAUUUGUGGAUGCCCGAUAUAACUAUUGUAGAGAUGACAGAGAAGGAUAAAGCGUCUCUGAGUCCUUAUCUCUGUGUCAACCACAAUGGUGUGAUCGAAUACAGGAAUGACCAGGUGGUGGUGAGCACCUGCAAGCUGCACGUGUACAAAUUCCCCUUUGACUUUCAGAAGUGCAACAUAUCCUUCAAGUCUAUUAUGUACUCUGAUGCAGAAAUGAAGUUACAGCCCGACAACAGCAAUAAAACAGUCACAGAGUGGUCUCGUGACUUUAUGCAGACACAGUAUGAGUGGCUCUUUGUCAACAUGUCAGUCACCAACAGAACUGUCAAUGAUAGGAUGAUUAACCACCUUAUUUCACAGAUUACCAUGAAGAGGAGGUCUGUCCUCUACAUUGCUAAUUUCUUGCUGCCAGUCUUCUUCUUCUUGGUUCUGGAUAUGGCCUCCUUCCUUGUAUCAGACAGUGGAGGUGAGAAACUUGGCUUCAAAAUCACUGUGCUGCUUGCUGUCACGGUGAUGCAGCUUCUUCUCAAUGAGAUCUUGCCCAGCUCUUCAAACAGAAUUCCACUUAUAGCUGUCUACUGCAUUGGGGGGUUUUCUCUGAUGCUGCUCAGCCUCUUGGAGACAAUUUUGGUGAUGCAUCUGCUUGACAAAGACUCUGCAGCCCAAGAUAAUGAGACAGAUGGAAUCCAAGACAUAAAGAGAAAUAGUCAUUGUGCCUCUGUCUCUGGGGUAUCUGCUGAGGAAACACCAUCUGUGUCUUUGUCUGUAUCAUCUCUGACCCAAAAGGGUAGCAGCAGUAAACUGACAGAGGUGGCCUUUGCUCUGGAAAAAGUGUCAGAUGAGCUGCGGGAGACUGGGAAAACAGUGACUCUACUCAGCAGCAACAGGAAGUCUGGCUACUGGACAAGAAUG